Parasteatoda tepidariorum (common house spider) is the source of this 1133-nucleotide messenger RNA. RefSeq lists its product as uncharacterized. The record is from RefSeq and is a predicted model, not a curated record. NCBI's taxonomy places the organism in Eukaryota, Metazoa, Arthropoda, Arachnida, Araneae, Theridiidae.
GGGGCAAGAAAUGCUCACACAAAAAAAGGUAAUGAUGACGAUACAAACUCGUUUUAUAUUUCUCACAGUUAGAUACAAGCUUCAGCUUCUUCUACUUUUACAAUAAAUUCAUAAGUUGAAUGACAAAAUGUCAAAAAAGGCAUAUUUCUUGUGUAGUUUUAUUAUUUGUUUUGUUGGAUUUAUAGCGUCUUUAACUGUCGAAUUACCAGAAUGCGAUCCACCGGCUUUUCCUUCAAGGGGAGGGUAUGGUCCAAUACAGGAAUAUUACGUCGUAGGUGACAGCAUCCACUACUUUUGUGAAAACGAUGCAUACAUUGGGGGCAACUAUUACAGAAGGUGCGAGGAUAACGGAGAUUGGACUGGGGACACACCCGUUUGUGAUGGCUCAACAAACAUACAGCUUGUGAACCAAACUACUACUGCCCAGCCCGAAGUGGACAACAACGCCUCUCUUGCACUUGAUGGUAUUCGAAGUACAUGCUCAUUAACGGAUGGUGGUCAUGACCAGUAUUGGAUGGCAAUAUUUAAGGAUCCCGGAGAAUUGAUUCGAGUCAUGGUCUUCAUGCCGCAAGGAGAAGUUGCUUACGAAGUUCUUCUUUUGAAGAACGAUGGAUCAGUUCUAAGUUGCGGAAGCAAAAGAGAUGCAAAUGGCCGCUUAGGAUGGGAAUUUCAUAACUGCCCCGGCCCAAACAAUAGAGAUGCCAUUGGAGUUAAAAUUGUUUCCCUGUCUCCUAAACCACUUGAAAUUUGUGAAAUUGCAGCUCACGUCUUGAUAUCACCAACAUGCGUUGAUCCUCACUUACACGUUGAUGAUGGUCAGAUUCAGCUUACUCGGCAAACGGCUUCUUUAGUUUGUAAUAAAGGUUUCACGCGAAGUCCUGUAAGCAAAAUAGAAUGCGUGCGCGACGGCGUCUGGAACAGAAAACGUCUCUAUUGUUUAGAGCGACAAUGGACUGAGGACAUAGAGAGAGAAAGAGUACAGCAUCAACCACCUGCUAAUGACCCAUAAGACAAAGAGUUGCGAAGAAUAGCUAAUUUUUUUCAUAGUAAUACUUACUCAAGUUUAACGUUCUUCAAGUUUAGAAUAGCUAUAACUUGUAAUAUACAGAAUAAUAAAUUAUCUAAAGUAUGAA